GCACACUCAGGUACGUACUAGUAGUACAUCUAUACUGUACUAGACUAGACUCGACUAGACUAUACUAGUAUCCCGGCGCGCGCGGCCUUCAAGAAGAUGAAAGUGUUCAAAAGAGGGUAUUGUGGAAUGAAUGAUACAGCAAAAACUGUAGCAGCAGCAAUUUUUACACACUCUAAUCCGCAAUUAAAGAUCCAGCACUCAUGGCAACAGCCUUCUAGAGCACUGAGCUGUGUCCCUAACCCUACAGGACCAAGUGUUGCAGCUCAAGUAUCUCUGCAACCUGACACUGCAGCCAAGCCUGCAUUGCAUGAAUUACAGAAGUUCACGUACACGUCUCCAGUGUGUUCAUACAACGAAUGGGAUUUACUGGAGGAAGUGAUUGUCGGUAGAGCAGACGGAGCUUGUGUUCCUGAAUUUUCCGUCGAAGUUAGAGCCAAUACGUACGACAAACACUGGCCAUUCUUUCAGCAAAAUGGAGGAAAACCUUUCCCCAAAGAGCAUAUUGAGAAAGCAGUACAAGAGAUUGAAGAAUUGUGUUUCAUUCUCGAGCAAGAAGGGGUCACCGUUAGAAGACCGGAACUUAUCAACUAUGAAGAUGGCUACAAAACUCCCGAUUUUGAGUCACCGUGUGGUUUGUAUGCUGCUAUGCCAAGGGACAUCCUCCUGAUUAUCGGAGAUGAGAUAAUAGAAGCACCGAUGGCAUGGCGAUCGCGUUUCUUCGAGUACCGAGCGUACCGCCCACUCAUAAAAGAGUAUUUCCAGAAGGGGGCCAAAUGGACUACAGCCCCAAAACCACAAAUGAGCGAUGAACUUUACAAUCACAACUAUCCAAUGAUGACAGUUGAAGAUCGGCACGAGUUGGCAAAAGAAGGAAAGUUCGUUACCACAGAGUUUGAGCCGUGUUUCGACGCAGCUGAUUUUAUUCGUGCUGGAAAGGAUAUUUUUGUACAAAGAAGUCAGGUAACCAACUAUUUUGGUAUAGAAUGGAUGAAACGUCAUUUAGAGGGACGCUACAAUAUUCACCUCCUCUCUUUCAAAGACCCGAACCCGAUGCACAUUGACGCUACGUUCAACAUCAUCGGGCCGGGACUGGUCAUAUCUAAUCCCGAACGACCUUGUGAUCAGAUAGACAUGUUUCAGAGAGCAGGCUGGAAAAUAGUGGAGGCCCCCAAGCCGCUAAUGCCUGAUCAUCAUCCUCUCUGGAUGUCCUCCAAAUGGCUAUCAAUAAAUGUGCUGAUGCUGGACCCGGGGAGAGUGCUGGUGGACGUACACGAGGAGCCAACACAGAAGAUGUUUGAAAGCCUAGGCAUAAAAUGCAUUAAGAUAGCGGAGGCCCCCAAGCCGCUAUUGCCUGAUCCUCUCUGGAUGCCCUCCAAAUGGCUAUCAAUGAAUGUGCUGAUGCUGGACCCGGGGAGAGUGCUGGUGGAGGCACACGAGGAGCCAACACAGAAGAUGUUUGAAAGCUUAGGCAUAAAAUGCAUUAAGGUCUCAAUUCGCCAUGCCAACUCUCUGGGAGGUGGCUUCCACUGCUGGACUUGCGACGUACGACGAAAGGGAACGCUAGAAUCAUACUUCUAAUGUGCAUGGCCAUAAUUAUCAAUAAUUAGCUAUUUAUUAUUAUUCAGCAUAAUCUAUAAUUAUCACGUUUGUUUUGUAUUUUUUAUAUUUCAUGUAAUAAUUAUAGCUAACACUUGGUUAGCCUAUUUCGUCAAGUUCAAUCAGGCAUGCAGUGU
Molecule: messenger RNA, 1733 nt
Organism: Halichondria panicea
Lineage: Eukaryota; Metazoa; Porifera; Demospongiae; Suberitida; Halichondriidae
Product: glycine amidinotransferase, mitochondrial-like
Exons: 8
Coding region: 97-1578 (493 amino acids)
Cellular component (GO): mitochondrion
Molecular function (GO): amidinotransferase activity
Source: RefSeq, a predicted model, not a curated record